Monopterus albus (swamp eel) is the source of this 1260-nucleotide messenger RNA. RefSeq lists its product as uncharacterized. The record is from RefSeq and is a predicted model, not a curated record. Bases 577 to 1260 code for a protein of 227 amino acids. NCBI's taxonomy places the organism in Eukaryota, Metazoa, Chordata, Actinopteri, Synbranchiformes, Synbranchidae. The transcript has 4 exons.
AAAGAUUACAAGGAGGAGCAAGAAAUAUUUUUACCAUUUUAACCAUCUUUUAAUGGAGAUGUUAUAUAACCAGUGUAGCAGCUGGUUGUUUUCAUAUAAGUGUAUGUACACUAUUUCUCAUGUUUUGCCAAUUUAACAAAGAUUACCAGAUAUUUCAAUAUUUUAUAUGGAAUUAUAAUAUUUUACAUACAUUGAUUGUUGUGUGCCAAAGAGCACGUGUGAUGGUUAUACUUUGUCCUUUUUAUAUGAGGCUUCAUAAGUACUAGCUAUUACAGAUCAGGAAAAUGCAGCAAAAACUGUAGACACAGACUGUAGACAUAUCAUAGUUGUUGAGCUAUGAAGUUGUGUUUAAAUAAAUUAAAACAUUUUUUUAACAGGUGUACAAAGUAAAGGCUGUAGUAUGUAGUAUAAACAAAGCAGAAAGACAUCAUUUAUCUUUAUAUGUAUAUCUUAUAAAUGGGCAGGAAGAUCAAGAAGAGUUUAUUUCCAAAGUGACUAUAUACUUACAGUAAUACAAAGUUUAACGUGCAAUAGUAGUUUAUCUAAUUUUGUUUGUGUUUGUUUUGUUAUUCCAGAAUGGCACUCCAUCAAUUGUUGAUGACCAAGCCAGACACCCCAUAUUUCAGACCACCACAGUUACACAUUUGUGUGGUGGCAGUGGCUGACAGGCCCAAGGUGGUCUCCUGGAAAUUUCAGGAAGAUACAGCAUAUCCAGCUGUAGUCAAAUCAAAUAAAGUUGCAGCAAUUUCUGAUGGUCACUCUGUUAGCAAAAUAACAGUGUUUGAAGAGUUUGCCUCCCGAUUUACAGAGGGUAAAUCAUACAUCCUGAAAGGCCACAACCUGAUGGGCAAGGAACCCCCGUACACCAUCGCCAUUAACAAAAAGAGCUUGUUUUUUCGCACUGGUGCACUGCACAUUAAUGAAGAUCUAAAAAAAGAGGCUGCAGAACUUAUUUACCCUAGCUCAAUUGAGACCAACUUGGCAGAUUGUGAACAAAGUCAAGGGCUUAUAACUGUACAAGGAGAGAUAGUUGGGGUGUCUGCGCUAAAAUGCAUUUGGAGAGGAAGAGAAGCGAUACCACUGAGGAACAUUCUUUUGCAGAAGGAAUCAAGAAAAGUUUCCUUAUCCCUGUGGCGAGAGGCAUCAGUCUCAGAACACCUGCAGAUGGGAUCUUCUGUCAAACUAUCUCAUCUGAAACCUGCAAACUCUGAUUAUGGCUUUAAUCUGAAAUCGACUAACUUUACAAAGAUUGAGGGAUAG